Messenger RNA from Lactuca virosa, 723 nucleotides. The record is from the annotation of a GenBank genome assembly. NCBI's taxonomy places the organism in Eukaryota, Viridiplantae, Streptophyta, Magnoliopsida, Asterales, Asteraceae.
UUCAAGGCAUCAACAACACCAUUACGUGGAGUUCUAAAUUCCGCGUAUGUAAGCGACAAAUACAUGUACAACAUCACGGCAUCAACAACACCGCCGCAAAUAGAAAAAAAUGGGUCAGGCAUUUCGUCGAGCAUCUGGAAGGAUCCGUACGCCUGCUCCUCCAUCAUCAUCAUCUCAGCUGAAUAAGCCACUUGAUCGUAGCCAACCGGUGCCCCCUGUAAACAAUAAUCUACCUAGCGGUGGUAAUGUUGACCCUAGCUCUGAUGUUCCACCAAGAAACAGUGCUGAUGAUAUAAUUGAAGAACGUGACUCUCAAUAUGAUGCCAUGCUUAACAAGAUGGUUGGCCGAAUUCAAACAAAACCUGGAGGGAAACUGGAGACAGGUGAGGCAUAUGUGGUGGACAAGUACAAUAGACCAAUGCCAAAGCUAAGAAACACAACUCCAGAAUCGGGCAGAUAUGAACACAAACCAGCUGCCCCGGGCACUCUAAAUGUAGGGCAGCUUCGCCACAUCAUCCUUUUAUAUCAAGGAAAAGCCGAAGACCAUAAUGGCCCUAUGGAUGUCAACCAAAUAGCAAAAAGAUACCGUUUAGAUGUUUCUCAAGUUCAACGGGCUGUUCAGUUUCUUUCACUCCCCCCAGAAUUUCUCAAUAAACCAAAACGGGAUCCAAGGUAACACUUUUUUUUUUUUUCUAGAAGAUUAUUGUACUUUCAUGGGCGGAU